CCCUCCUCCCCGCGGGUGUGCGCCUUUCGCUCCCGGGCCGGGGGGAACCAUGGCGUCCAGCGAGGAGGACGGAGGCGGCAACGGCGCAGUGGAGGAGAAGGAGAAUGGCAAGAAGAGGAGGCUGGGCGCCCUGGCCACGGCCUGGCUCAUCUUCUACAACGUCGCCAUGACCGCGGGGUGGCUGGUAUUAGGUAUUGCCAUGGUGCGGUUUUAUAUACAGAAAGGAACACAUAGAGGCUUAUUCAGAAGCGUUCAAAAGACGCUUAAAUUUUUCCAGACAUUUGCUUUGCUUGAGGUAGUCCACUGUGCAGUUGGAAUAGUUCGCACAUCUGUGCUUGUGACUGGGGUCCAAGUGAGUUCAAGAAUCUUCAUGGUGUGGUUCAUUGCACAUAGUAUAAAACAGAUCCAGAAUGAGGAGAGCGUUAUUCUUUUUCUGGUCGUAUGGACUGUGACAGAGAUUACUCGAUAUUCCUUCUACACAUUCAACCUGCUCAACCAUUUGCCAUACUUCAUUAAAUGGGCCAGAUACAACUUUUUUAUCAUUUUGUAUCCUGCUGGAGUUGCAGGUGAACUGCUAACCAUAUAUGCUGCUUUACCCUAUGUGAAGAAAACAGGAAUGUUUUCACUGAGACUUCCCAACAAAUACAAUGUCUCCUUUGACUACUAUUACUUCCUUAUUAUUGUCAUGUUCUCCUAUGUGCCAUUAUUUCCACAACUCUACUUCCACAUGCUGCGGCAGAGAAGAAGGGUGCUUUAUGGAGAAGUGAUUGUGGAAAAGGACGAUUGAAUCAAGCCGUGUAACUAUGGUGCUUUUAAUGGAAAAAAGGAGGGUUAAAAACCCAAAACUUCCUGUGAUUUUUCUGAGUCCAAGUUUUAAAACAUGGAACAAGAAUAAACAACUGUGCGUAAAAUA
Molecule: messenger RNA, 913 nt
Organism: Gavia stellata (red-throated loon)
Lineage: Eukaryota; Metazoa; Chordata; Aves; Gaviiformes; Gaviidae
Gene: HACD1
Product: 3-hydroxyacyl-CoA dehydratase 1
Exons: 7
Coding region: 50-787 (245 amino acids)
Biological process (GO): fatty acid elongation; very long-chain fatty acid biosynthetic process; dephosphorylation
Cellular component (GO): endoplasmic reticulum membrane
Molecular function (GO): 3-hydroxyacyl-CoA dehydratase activity; phosphatase activity
Source: RefSeq, a predicted model, not a curated record